Molecule: messenger RNA, 6499 nt
Organism: Penaeus monodon (black tiger shrimp)
Lineage: Eukaryota; Metazoa; Arthropoda; Malacostraca; Decapoda; Penaeidae
Gene: cut
Product: homeobox protein cut-like
Exons: 19
Coding region: 314-4351 (1345 amino acids)
Biological process (GO): regulation of DNA-templated transcription
Molecular function (GO): DNA-binding transcription factor activity, RNA polymerase II-specific; DNA binding
Source: RefSeq, a predicted model, not a curated record
UCCACAGAGAGCAACGUUAGCGGAAAACGAAGUCCACACACUAAAGGAACAGCUCGAUUCGAUCAAGUGUCAGAAGGGCGUUAAGGAGAGCAACAAUAACAAUAAUAACAACAACAACAACAUCAAUAGCACAAACUCCAACCAUAACAUAAACAAAGGCACAAACACAGAAUGCAACAAUGACGUUGUGGACUCCUCAGAAGGGAGCACAGAGAGGACGGGGAGGAGCACACCUGUCGAGGAUAUUAUUCAGUCCAAAGAGAAAGAGGUUCGAGGAGCCGCAUCCUCAAGUUCGGCGUCGGCUCUAUCGCUAAUGGAAGCUGCGGAAGUGUCCAAGCUCGUGGAGGAUAUCUCCCGGCUCCAAGCCGCUCUCUCCGGCGUGAAGGAAGCCACAGCUGCCCAGAUGCACGCUAUGGAAGAACAGUUGGAGGAGAAGAACAGACUCAUUCAGCGCCUGGAACUCAAGCUUCAGGACUCCAGCCUAGAUGAAGCCAAGAGAGAUCUACAGAGCAUAAGAGAAGGUCGUAUGGUGCCCGAAGGCCUCAGUCUACCACCCAGGUCCUUGGAGAGUCUGCUGGUGGACAGGUCGAAGUCCGAACACGAUAAAAUUCCCACCUCGGAGUUCGGUAAGCAGUUUCACGAUGUCUAUGGUCCUCUUCCACCCAUGAGCCACUCGCAUCUCCACCCACCUCUUAGGCCACACCUGCCGCCUCCGCUGGCACCUCCGCCCAUGGCAUCCCCUCUCCAGCCUCUAGCUCCUCACCCUCCGCCGGGCACGCCGCUCCACCACCUCCUGGGCGAAGAGUGGCGGAGGUCGCUCGAAAGGUCAGCGCUAGAUCGCCAUCACCUAAACUCAGGUCAAAUGUCGCCCGACAGCGGCGGGGGGCCCGUCGAGCGGUCCGACUCGAGGGAAUCGCCCAUCGGCGACGUAAGCAUGAAGAGUCCGAGCUCGAUGGCCAACGGCUUCCCCCACGAGACGAAGAGCCCCUUCCAGCCCAGGGACGACCGGUCACCCUUCAAGGACGAGAUGCCCUCAAUGGCCUUCAAGUUCGAGGACCGGAUCACUGGAGAAUCACUCAUUCCGAAGGGAGAUCCCAUGGAAGCUAGGCUUCAGGAAAUUCUAAGGUUCAACAUGGAGAAGUUCUGUCAACAAAGCCUGGACACGCUGUGCCUGGCCAGGCGAGUGCGCGAACUCCUCUCCAUUCACAACAUCGGACAGCGACUCUUCGCAAAAUAUAUCCUGGGGCUCUCGCAGGGCACCGUCUCGGAGCUCCUGUCCAAGCCAAAGAGUUGGGACAAACUGACGGAGAAAGGCCGCGACUCUUACCGCAAGAUGCACGCUUGGGCCACCGACGACAACGCCGUCUACCUCCUCAAGUCUCUCAUCCCCAAGAAAGCGUGCCGUAGGAAACCUGAAACAGGCCUGACGCUUAAUGGUCUCCUGACAGGUACGCACAAGGACUCCAGCGGAGCUUUCCGGGGCCCCGAUGACAGUGUGACGGAGGAGAGAAUCCAACAUAUCCUGACCGAAGCCUCCCGCGCCAUGACCUCCUCGACGGCCACCAGCCAGGCGGGCCAGCAGGACCAGGACUCUCGUAGCACGGACUCCAAGUCUCCCGCCAGCUCCACGCACUCCCCCAGUAGCCCGCUGUCCCGGGGAGAUUCACGGUCGCGGAUCCGCAAAUACGACAACGACGACAUCCCGCAAGAGAAGGUGGCAAGAAUCUACCAAGAGGAACUUGUCAAGCUCAUGUCAAGGCCUCAGGAGCCCCAGCUCCCGCUCCCGCGAGACCCCCAGUACCCGGGGAUCCUGUUUCCCUUCCUGGGUCAGUCGCUGCUCUUCAACAGAUCCCACGAGGAGGUGAAACUCGCCCUCGACGCCUACCACCAGGAGCUGAGCAAGCUUCAGGGAAAUGCUGCCGUCACAGGCAUGGGCCUCGGCGCGGUUGGCCUGGGUAUGGGCGGCGGCGGAGGCCUCGGUGUAGGCGUCGGAGGUCCAUCGCUAGGCAUGGGCGUGGGGCUCGGUGCGGGCGGCCUACACAACGGUGCCCAAGACCUGACGAUGCCCAAGCGCGAGCAGAGGAACGGGGACGAGGAGGAGGAAGGACGCAACCCGAGCGUCACCUCCCCCUUCGGACCCAGCAGAUCCAAGGCCGAGACCAAUCUCAGCUCGGCCACCACGCCUCUGAGCAACCUUGUAACUCCCAUCACCUCCAUCGCAGCGACCAGUGGGGACGACCUCAGCGUGUCGGCGUCGCCCCUUCAGCGCAUGGCGUCCAUCACCAACUCGCUCAUGACGGGGCCGCCCAUCUCCACCGGCUCUCCCCUGACUCAGAAGCCCCUGAAGGCCGUCCUGCCGCCCAUCACACAGCAGCAGUUCGACCAGUACAGCAACAUGAACACGGAAGAGAUCGUCAAGAAGGUGAAAGAGCAGCUGAGUCAGUACAGCAUCUCGCAGCGACUGUUCGGGGAAUCUGUCCUCGGGCUGUCCCAGGGCUCCGUCUCCGACCUCCUGGCUAGACCCAAACCAUGGCACAUGUUGACACAGAAGGGCCGAGAGCCUUUCAUCAGGAUGAAGAUGUUCCUUGAGGACGAGAACGCCGUGCACAAGCUGGUGGCGUCGCAGUACAAGAUUGCCCCCGAGAAGCUGAUGAGGACCGGAGGAUACACAGCCCCUCCCCUGUAUUUAGUCGGUGGUUGUCCACUACCCGGUGGGUUAGCUGCCCCAGGGUGUCUCCCAGGGGGGUUGUCCACUUCUGGCUCACCUACCCUUCCAUCAUAUACAACAGGGACCAGCAAACCACACCACAUGAAGCUUCCUGCAGACAUCCCGAAGAGCAUGGAGUCGCCUCUUCCUCCCGUGGGGAUUCCCCCGUCCCUCGGCGGCCUUCCACUUCCUUCACAUCCCAUGUCCUUUGACGCCAGGAUGCCAAUUCUAGACCCUCUAAGGAAGGCUGGGGUAGGCGGGCCGCGCGCCCCUGGACCAGCAGCUCCGUCAGUGUAUGAAAUGGCUGCCCUCACCCAGGACCUUGACACACAGGUCAUCACCACCAAGAUCAAGGAGGCUCUCCUUGCAAACAAUAUUGGCCAGAAGUUGUUUGGCGAAGCGGUCCUGGGCUUGUCUCAAGGUUCAGUGUCCGAGCUGCUCAGUAAGCCCAAGCCAUGGCACAUGCUCAGCAUCAAGGGGCGCGAACCUUUCAUUCGCAUGCAACUGUGGCUCAACGAUCCUCGAAAUCUUGAAAAACUUCAACUCCUGAAGAAUGAACGACGAGAAGCCAGCAAGCGACGACGCGCGCUGGACCCGACGGCCGAAGUAUCCCAAGACUCCCAAGAUAUAUUCCAGGCCCCUUCUCCUGGUGGAUCAUCCAAGAAGCAACGGGUUUUGUUCUCAGAAGAGCAGAAGGAGGCCCUGCGCCUGGCCUUUGCACUAGACCCCUACCCAAAUCUGGCAACCAUCGAGUUCCUGGCACAAGAACUCCAGCUCUCCACACGCACAAUCACAAAUUGGUUCCACAACCACCGAAUGCGACUCAAGCACCCGAGCAGCCCCGGUGGAGGAAGCUCACCCAACCGUGACAUUCAACAGCCACCAGCAAACCAUCCACAAGGCCAGGGACAGAGUUUCGACCCCAUUCACUUCCGCCUCCUGCUCUCUCAGCGACUGAUGGAACUGAGGAAGGAGAAGGGCCUGCCUCCAACGCUACCUGGCCUAGGCCCUGGUCUUCCUCCAGGUCUGUUCUCGCACUUCCCACACCUGGGUCAGCAGGAGCUGGGCAAUCCCCGCCUGGACUCUCUCGGCGGUGGUCUUGACCUUUCUAUGAAGGGAGAAAAUGACUAUGACGAUGCUUCACUUGUUGACGAGGAUUCCAACAUGUCCGGUGCCAUGAGUCCAAGUGGAGGAGGACGUUCUGAAGGGGAAGAUGGUGAUCGUGACGGCCGAGGAGCCCCCUCUCCCCUCCCACGGACCUCUCGACGGAAGCCCGCUGCCCCACAGUGGGUAAACCCAUCGUGGGCAUCAGGUGAGGGAGGUAAGGAGCGCGAGGUUAUUAUAAACGGCGUGUGUGUCAUGCAGACAGAUGACUAUCGUCUAAGGGAACAGGAAACAGUGCGCAUUGAACCAACUCCAGUAGAUGAAGCCAACCGCAACCGCUCUUUGAAGGAGGAACAGGAGGACGAGAACGAGGAGGAACAACAGCCAGCCUCCACACACCCACCUUCCCCGCGGCCAGACACACUGACAGAGCCAGUCACAUUGCAGGAGGAGGAAUCCUCUACCUUGCAGGAAGAGCCAACGCCCAGUCAAGAGGCUGUCAAGGAGGAGACGGACGAGGUUGAGGAGGAAGAGGCGUGAUGCUAGCAUCUGCCUAAAACGACGCUUUUGGAUUCCAGAGUUUAUCCCGUUGUUCUUAGCGUGUUAUUGUUCGUGCAUUAUACCAAAUGUUUCGUCCUAUCGGCAAGUGGCGAGCUUCGCUAGGUUGGAUGAUGAUGCCAAGGCGCUGUGUCGCCGGAGAACCACGUGGAAUCUCUUAGGCACAUUGUGGGCCUUUAAAAUCACAAUUUAGACUCUCAAGUCAUAAGUCCUACAAAAUGUCAACCUCUGUUAUUUUAUUAUGAAAUGUUCGUGUGUUUUACUUGUUAACUUGUCUAAAGAUUUGUAUAUAUUUCCCAAGUUUUUGAUCAAGCUCCCCUUAGGUUAGGUUACUUCAGGUAUUUAGAAUGCCAUAACGCUGAACUGUUCUCUGCUUGUUGCCGAUGUGACAGUGGUGGGAACUUUGCGCAGUGCUUAUCGCGCAAGGACUAUACUUGACCCCUGAUGGAAGGCGGUCUCUGAAAAUAAAAGCAAAAAAAAAAAGAUAAAUAAAACACGGACGUGAUCGAACAAGUGAAAUGGUCGAACCCCUGACCUUGCAAAGAUGUAUGCCCAUAUGAAAUAAUGAUAUUCAUGAGAUUUUUCCGGUGAACCCUUCAUUGACCAAAUAGUACAGAGUAGAACCAAAUAGUACCCCUCUUUCCCCGAGUGAGACUAGCAAGUAACCAUUAAAAAUAUUUCUAAGAACUGUGGCUUGGGUACUGAUAAAUCUCCCCGCAUGACCCAGCACACGUAUGUUCGAGACUGUUAGUUCUAGUCUUUUAUUUCUCAACUAAUUUCACUUUUUCAUUGUUCAAUCAAUAAAUAAUGUUAAAAAGAAAUGUCCAUCUAGUCCAUGGAUUCAGCAUCGGUCAUCCAAGAUUAAUGUGAUCUCUCGCAGCCCUUCAUAAUGUGUUGAAGUGAAUCUAAUCCGCUGGCUUCAGAGUGCAAAGAAAUGUGCAAAGAAAUUCCAAACGGCAACAGAAACUAGCCCCGUAUGAACCCCGAGACAAGCCAUGUUCCGGCACAUACCGUGUAGAUAGUUGGCCAAUGAAUGAUCGAUGCACACGGAGGAAAAUGUCAGCAGAAGGAUAACCUUAAACCCCAUUGGUCCAUUUCUAUACAUAUAUUCCCUGAAGAUGAUUGGCCCUAGUUAUAUAGGAGACCCACAAUUGGCUUUGUUAAGGGUUGGACACUUUUGUGCCCGGGGACUUCCGUACGGCCAGUCAAGAGCGCAUAAGACAUGGGCAUUACUGACAAAAAAUAAAAUGGUAAAUAAAAAAUACAUAUUAGCGUGUCCUAAUACGUGUCCGGAUACGCAAUAGUCGUGACUACAAGAGGGGCAUGUUUGAGCUUAAGUUGUUAUUGGUUGUAGGGUUUAAGAAAGAAAACUGGUGUUAGUGUGCAGAGUAUUCAGGUAAUCGAGUGAAAUUUAUUACUAUAUGUAUUUUAUUCUUCUUAAUAUUCGGUCUGUAAUUUUGUGUUUAUUACAAAAUGUAAGAAAAAUAAUGAUGAUAUGGUGAUGGCCUACUCGAGAUCGUCUGUGACAAUCAGCAACAGAAUGAUGAAAUCAGAAACGUUUUGACCUUCAUUAAAAGUCGUGAUUUCAACUUUCACGGAUAUAUUUUUUCCCAGCUUCUGAGAGAAUCAUCUGGACAUCUGACUAAUAGUAAGUCCAAACAUUGCAGUAUUCGGUGUCUGUACCACUACACAUUCCAAACACCUAAAAGAGAGAGGAAAAAUAACAUAAAUCAUACAAAUGACAUAAUCCAUUUGCUAUUACAACAUUAAUUCUGAAACGCUUAUACCACUAAAAAAAUACGGCUAAUAGUAGAGUACUUGAACACAUCACUCUCCCUCACAGUAGAGUCCGUCGCGGGCCCCCCUCCCCUAUACCCCGCCCCCUCCCUCCCCUAGAGGGCGAAAGGGGAGGGGGGUAAGGGGGAGGACUCACGGCUCCGAGAACUAUUGUGGUGGAUAGAGAGUGACAUUUGAGAUGGUCUUCCUCGCCAAACGAUUUGUUCAAAUUUUCCAUGUGACCGGUAAUGGUAAUUGUGUCGCCGGAGACUUUUUAUCUCUGGGAGAGAUUUUCUUUUCCUUUUUUAUGUCGCUCUUUCUCGUUCAUAAAGCGCCACAGGGUCAGUGCUUACA